ACUGUAAGCUACGUGCAAAAGUUUUUGUUUGUUUUUACAUAUACAAAUAAUUCCGUACAAAAUUAUUUCGAAAUGGAUAAAGUACGCAAAUUAAUUUUACCCACCUGGCGCCCAGUUUUGCAAGCAACGCGCAAAUAUUGCGAUGUGCAAAUGAAGAAGCUAGUCACCCUGCCCUUGGUCGACAUACCCGAAGGCAAGUUCAAGUAUGUGGCAGCCAAGGUCUACAUCCAUGGGGACAUGGGGCAUGCCCGUACCAUUGUGCGCGGCUUCCAAAGAGUCAAGUACCAUCUGGAUGUAUAUGACAGGGUACAGAAUGAGGUAGCGGCGUUAGAACUUUGCACCCAAUGUGUUGGCGGUGGUUACAUCGUUCAUGAUAAGGAGAAGAAGUAUAUUAAGAUCUAUGGCAAGUCUCAGACCCUGGGCAAGGCCGACCACAGGGAAACCAAGAGCAUCUUGCAUAGCAAAUUCCCAGAUUAUCACAUUGAUGCGCAGUCGGGCGGAAUGGAGGAAUAAUCAGAAUGUUUUCUUCAUUCAAAGAGAUAAAUAAGUUUGUAGUCUGGCAUUCAUUUCAAAAGCUCCGAGCCUUCCAAAUUGUAAAUAGCAGCAAUUAAAUAUAUGUACAUAAUUACUACCAUAUUAUAAUAGUUACUAUCUCGCACUGAA
Drosophila busckii is the source of this 663-nucleotide messenger RNA. RefSeq names its product sex-regulated protein janus-A. The coding region runs from base 73 to 513 and encodes 146 amino acids. The transcript is spliced from 3 exons. Gene Ontology annotation, molecular function: protein histidine phosphatase activity. Gene Ontology annotation, cellular component: cytosol. Lineage: Eukaryota; Metazoa; Arthropoda; Insecta; Diptera; Drosophilidae. Gene Ontology annotation, biological process: peptidyl-histidine dephosphorylation. The record is from RefSeq and is a predicted model, not a curated record.